Messenger RNA from Eruca vesicaria subsp. sativa (arugula), 543 nucleotides. The record is from the annotation of a GenBank genome assembly. Lineage: Eukaryota; Viridiplantae; Streptophyta; Magnoliopsida; Brassicales; Brassicaceae.
AUGAUGUCUCACACUAGGAGAAUUUCUGCACCAAAUGCAGCAGGAUCAGCUGGGUCUGGGUCUCGUUGUUCUUUGACUGCUGUUGAAGAAGCUGCUUUAUGUCUUGUUGCAAUAUCUAAGGGAGAGAGGCCAGUGAAUUCUGAGAACUGGAAUUCUAUUGAUCGUUUGCUAGCGACUCCAUAUGGUAAACGUAAAUAUUACCAAACAGAUUUUGAUUCUGAUUCUGAUGAUGAUAAAGCUGUCAAAUAUAAGUCUAUGGCUGAGCUUCUCACUUCAAACGUUGAAACCCCAACACACAACAAUGAUGAAGCAUAUUUAGUUGCGAGAGAGAAUAAGGGUAAGAAAAAAAUUGAGUGUGAUGCAUGUGGAAAAGUAUUGGGUUCGUAUCAGGCAUUAGGUGGUCAUCGAUCGAACCAGAAGUGCAAACGGUUGAAGAUUUGCCACAAGAAGGAUCAAGACGGACGUCACGAAUGUGAUGUCUGCGGCAGAGUAUUUGAAUCUGGGCAAGCACUUGGUGGUCACAUGAAGGCUCAUCUCAUCUAA